CAUCUUUAAAAAAAAUAUUGAAAAUUAAUGUUAUUUUAUCAGGUCAAAAGAGGUCAGCACAUGCCUGUCAUCGAACAGUUAGGUGCCUUCGAUCCAAUUCCCAAUCAAAACAACGAGAAACUGGUAUCGUUGAAUUUGGAAAGGAUCCGACAUUGGAUCGGAAACGGCGCGAACGUUUCGAAACCUGUCGAACAAUUAUUAGGUAUAAGCGGAUAUUUCCCAGUCCAUCCCACCACUUACAUGGCCGCAUGGAGGAAUCGGCAAGCCGAGGAAAAUAAAGAGCCCGAAGUGGAACAGCAGCAGCAGCAAGCUCAAUCGUCGUAGCUCUGAAUUUAAUUAUUUUUUUGUUGUUGUAAAUUUUGU
This is a messenger RNA of Nicrophorus vespilloides, 363 nucleotides long. Its product is annotated as probable 28S ribosomal protein S16, mitochondrial. The transcript has 2 exons. Gene Ontology annotation, cellular component: mitochondrial small ribosomal subunit; ribosome. Gene Ontology annotation, biological process: mitochondrial translation. The coding region runs from base 28 to 324 and encodes 98 amino acids. NCBI's taxonomy places the organism in Eukaryota, Metazoa, Arthropoda, Insecta, Coleoptera, Silphidae. Gene Ontology annotation, molecular function: structural constituent of ribosome. The record is from RefSeq and is a predicted model, not a curated record.